Molecule: messenger RNA, 765 nt
Organism: Solanum stenotomum
Lineage: Eukaryota; Viridiplantae; Streptophyta; Magnoliopsida; Solanales; Solanaceae
Product: chitin-binding lectin 1-like
Exons: 3
Coding region: 1-765 (254 amino acids)
Molecular function (GO): chitin binding
Source: RefSeq, a predicted model, not a curated record
AUGAAAGGGUGCAUUAAUAUUUUGGGUCUGACUUUGUUCCUCAUACAAAUAAUAAUAAUUAAUUCUAAGAAGAGCUCGUUAUCUCUUCGUUCUGAUAAAGAUGAACAACGUUGCGGAUACGAAAGUUGCUACGAAAAAUGUCCUACUGGACAGUGUUGUAGUUGGUUGGGUUAUUGCGGAACAACGUUUAAGCAUUGCGGCUAUGAGUACUGUCAACUCCAAUGUCCAUCUCCACCCAGAAGCGAAUCUAGGAUUUUUCGAACAUGGGUGCACCAAGUAGAAUGUAUUGAAGUGAGAAUUGAUCCUUUAUCCUCAAGGUCAAAAGCUCAACAUUUAACUAUGUGGACCAUUUAUUCGCCACUGUCUCCACCCUCACCUCCACCCCCAUCUCCACCUCCACCGGGACGAUGUGGAGUGCAAGCAGGAGGUAUAAAAUGUCCUGAUGGAUCGUGUUGUGGUGAAGAAGCUUCUGGAUCAUGUUGUAGCAUAUGGGGUUAUUGCGGAACUACAAAAGACCAUUGUGGCAAACCGCGGUGUCAAAGCCAAUGUCCACCUCCACCUCCACCCCCACCUCCACCUCCAUACGCAAUCGGACGAUGCGGAAUGCAAGCUGGAGGUAGAAAAUGUCCUACUGGAUUGUGUUGUAGUUCAUCUGGUUGGUGUGGAACCACAGAAUAUUAUUGUGCCAAACAGUGGUGUCAAAGUCAGUGCAACACUAUAACUUCGUCCACUGUGAGUGGUACUAAAACCACUUCAUCAGAAUAG